UCCACAACAAGUCCUUCAUCAUGGGGAAGCGUUACUAUUGUGAGUUUUGUGAUAAAUUGUUUGCUGAUAACCCGACAAACAAAAGAAAUCACUUGAAGGGUGUUUUCCACCAACGUAUGAAAAAGCUGCAUUAUGACGCCUUCAAAGACCCUGAGGAGAUCUUGAAAGAAGAGUCAUGUAAGAUGCCGUGUCGACAGAUGGAAACCACAGGUGACUGUAGCUUUGGGGACAGUUGUCGGUAUUCUCAUCUAACCACUGAGCGGAGACAAACCCUAGAGAAACAAGUUCAAGCCAAGAGAGACGCAGCGCUGAAAGCCCAGCAAGAAGCAGACAGAGAAGUGAGGUUGGAGGACUGGUUAGUGAUGAGACAGAAGUCUGGAGAUGCCUCGGGCCCUGUCUCUGCCCAGGUAGCCCCGCCCAGUCUCCCCCCAGAGAAUGCGGAGUCACCCCCAGUAUACAGCCUGCCCCCAGCGCUGAUGAUGAUCCCUAACCUGCCCCCGUCCCUUCUGCCUCCCCCACCUGGCACAAACCUACAGGCCAGCAGGGAAGAGUGGGGGUGACAGGGGAAGUAACUCUAGACAACACAUGGAGUUUACUGUUAGGACUGUUGGAUGAGUUAUCCGCAGAUACCAGUUAAUCAAGACUGAUACAAGAAGAAGGCACACAAGAUUUCCCUGUUUCUGGCAGCUGUCAGUGAUGGUGUCAAACUUUGCUUCCAGGCUGCCCAAAUGCCUUGCCUGAGGAAGCAGAAAACGAGCCACCCUACUCUCAGUGCCUGUGGGGCAGUGUGUGACAGUAAGCAGUCGACAAGGCUGACUUAGCUUAUUGUGAAGUUUCUCUGACGUACAUUUGCAAAGGAAUUCUCAGAGACAGCCUUGCUUUAAGGCAAAGACCACUGUAAAAUGAAGUAUAUAUCAGAUGAAAAGACCAUUAAAAACUG
Liolophura sinensis is the source of this 940-nucleotide messenger RNA. RefSeq names its product zinc finger matrin-type protein 5-like. The record is from RefSeq and is a predicted model, not a curated record. The coding region runs from base 21 to 560 and encodes 179 amino acids. Lineage: Eukaryota; Metazoa; Mollusca; Polyplacophora; Chitonida; Chitonidae. Gene Ontology annotation, molecular function: zinc ion binding; nucleic acid binding. The transcript is spliced from 4 exons. Gene Ontology annotation, cellular component: U12-type spliceosomal complex.